AUGCUUUUGAAUUCCACGAUGAAGCUCGGCUACUUGGAGGGCUCUAUGCUGGACGAUCUUGGCAUACGUGCGGAGUCCCGCCGCCCAACACUGAAACUAGAUGAAAAGGGCUUUGAGGUCUCAGGGCCACGACCCAGCAGAACAUCCUUACGGCCAGGCAGCAACCAGAGCCAAAGGGGUUUCCAGAAGGAAACACUGAACUCAUUGAGCCGGAGCACAUCCAAAGACAGGCCAGCAUCGCAAGGACGAGUGUCCCUGAAGGGGACCCGUGAAAACAAGCUGCAGCGAUCCUUUUCAAGGGAAGCAUCACUUAAUCCGAGCACGCCUGGAGCAGUCGAAGCGGAGCCUGGGCCGAGUUGGCAGGCUUUGGAGUGGACGCGCCCGCCUCAAAAAGAUGUUCGCAGAGAAGGGGCUUCGGUGUACUCUGUUAGCACGCCUGCCACACAGGGCGCCAGAGAGCACCAGCCACACCUUGUGCGCACGACUCGCAUAGAGCCAGCGGCCAAGGGAUAUGCGAACAAGCGUCCGCCUGUGCCUCCAAAGAAGGCUGAGCAGAUCGUUGUGACCGAGAAAGACUUGCGUCGCUGCGGCAGUGACCUGCAGAAGCUACGCGAGUGUAGCAUUAGCACGCCAUCGAAGCCCAUGGAGGUGGUGAUGAAACCAGCUCCCGUCGAAGAAACUCAGAAGUUCGAGCUUUCCUUCAAGAGCAACUUCGCGAAAAUCUGCCGUGAAAGCGCCGACCCACGGGAUCCCUGGGAGGGCGUGGGCCACCCCGACGAGCUCCGGGAGCUGACUGUGGAAGAUCUCGUCCUGAACCAGGUCUACAUCCACGCGCUCUCCCCGCGGAAGAUCGAGUUCGAUGUAAAUAGCUCCCCAGAGCAGGGGACAAGGAAGCCCAAGCUGUUGCGGAGUGCCAGCGCUUCGACACGGGCCAGCUCUGCAGAUGUUGCGUUACAGACCUGGCCGACGGAUGAUCGUCGCGAGGGCUUCAGCCGGCGGGUGCCACGAGUGCGCCCCCGGCCUGGUCUUCCACCAGCGGGCGGGAAGCGGGCCUCCAGCGUCCCACGAGACUCCAUGGAAGGGGCCGAGGGCGGCAAGGCCACAAGGCCUGAGGGCCAGGGCCCAAUUCAGCCGAUCAGCACCGACACUCCCCGAACGGCUCGGGAAGACGAGACUCCGCCACACAAGCGAGCCAUGAGGAGCUUUCUGAAGGGCGCCGCGAGCCGUGGGGAGACGCGAGCUGUUUCAGGCAUAUCUCUUCUUCCAAACGGGAUGGCGGCCUCAAAGUGGGUGUACGACUUUGGGGAGGGCAAGGCGGACGGCCGCGCCGAGAUGAAGAAUCUCCUUGGCGGGAAAGGUGCAAACCUUGCAGAGAUGGCGGCGAUUGGCCUUCCUGUUCCCCCGGGAUUCACGCUGACCACGGAGAUCUGCACCUACUUCUACGAGCAUGGCUGUACCUACCCGAAGGAGUUGAAGACUCAGGUCCAGCAGGCCUUGGCCUUGGUGGAGUCGCGCACGGGCCGCAAGUUCGGAGAUGCCACGAACCCUUUGUUGGUCUCUGUGCGCUCCGGGGCUCGGGCCUCAAUGCCGGGAAUGAUGGACACAGUGCUCAACCUUGGCCUCAACGACGUCACGGUGGAAAGCCUUGCGAAGCAGUCGGGGGACCGCCGCUUCGCCUUCGACAGCUACCGCCGGUUCGUGCAAAUGUACUCUGAUGUGGUGCUGAACAUAGAACUCAGCCACUUCGAGAAACUGCUGGACCGGGCGAAGGAGAAGCGCGGCGUGCGGCUCGACAAUGAGCUGUUGACAGAAGACCUGGAAAACCUCACCAAGGCUUACAAAGCUCGCGUGGAGCUGGAACUGGGUCACGAACUGAGUUUGUUUCCAGAGUGGUCAAACCGCUGUCGCGAGUUUCCAGAGGAUCCGCAGGAACAGCUCUGGGGGGCAAUCGGCGCGGUCUUCAACUCCUGGAUGAACCAGCGAGCCAAGACGUACAGGCAGCUGCACGACAUCCCAGAAUCCUGGGGUACCGCUGUCAAUGUUCAGGCCAUGGUCUUUGGAAAUAUGGGGAACGACUGUGCCACUGGCGUGGCCUUUACGCGCAACCCGUCCAACGGCACCAACGACUUCUAUGGUGAAUUCUUGGUCAAUGCGCAGGGCGAAGAUGUGGUGGCCGGCAUCCGCACUCCUCAAGAGUUGACGAUCAAAGCACGCCAGUCACAUGGAAGUGAGCUUCCUUCUUUGGAAGAGGUGAUGCCCAAGGUCUUUCAGGAGCUUAUGGACGUCCGCAAGCAGCUGGAGAACCACUUCUUGGACAUGCAGGAUAGUUUGCUCAU
Messenger RNA from Symbiodinium necroappetens, 2336 nucleotides. The record is from the annotation of a GenBank genome assembly. Lineage: Eukaryota; Dinophyceae; Suessiales; Symbiodiniaceae.